AUGUUACCAGUGAUUCUCAAUCCCUCCUCUAAAUCGAAACUUAACCAGCUCCAUCGACUUGAUAACGAUAAGAUAACAUCUUCGAAAAGACUGGACAGAGGAGGGAGUUUACAAAGUGACAGGCGCCAACAUUUACUACAGGAUUACGAAGAAUUUGAGCUCGCUGAAUAUCCUGGCGCACGAGACGAUCCGCCUCCGGAAUCGCACAUAAGUGAGAGAGAUAGAAGAAGGGCGGAAAAGAGAAGAAGACUCGAGGAGGCAGACGAGAUGAAGUUCUCACAUAGUAUACAAUUCAAUGCUGUUCCAGAUUGGAGCAGUCAUUAUAUCGCUUAUAGCAAUUUGAAGAAAUUGAUCUACCAACUUGAGAAGAAUGUACAUCGACCCUCCACUGCCCUCGAAGACGCCGAAAAUUCCCCUCUGAUCAGACCAAUUGACGACUCAGAUGCUAUCUUUCGCAGAGCACUAGAUGCAGAAUUGGAAAAAAUAUCCACAUUUUACGAGUCGAAGGAGCUUGAAAUUUUUGGCGAGGUUACAGAGCUAUUGAAGGAGGAAGAGGAAUUCGAGGCUGAAGUUCUAGAAAGCAACCAAACAGAUGGCAAUGGCAAUGGCAGGCCAAGAGCAUCGAGCAACGAUCGACCACGACAAAACAGUAUCUUCAAAUCUUUUGUCCCUAAAGGGAGAAGGCGUUCAAGCACAAUAAGUCGAUCAAUAGAUGAAGGGGCCGAGGAUAGUGAUGACGACGACGACGAUGAGAACACUGCGCUGCGCAAACCACCCAUGUCAAAAAGAAGCAAGAGCUCUCCUCAAGACGUGAAUACGGGGGCUUUCGAGGACAUGCGCUCUUCAGCAGAUUUAAUAAAGCCUGCUCGACGCAAUAGUAUGAACUACGAGGAUAUGGCAGAGCAGGCAUUCAAUGCCUUUUAUACAUCGGGGAUUACGUUGAAAAAGCGUGCAGUCAGUCUAUAUGUGUCACUAUGUGAACUAAAAUCUUUCGUUCAGCUUAAUCAGACAGGUUUCAAGAAGGUUUGCAAGAAAUAUGAUAAAAUAUUGGACAAAAACCUCAAGUCGAAAUAUCUUCAGGAUGUCGUAGCUCCAGCAUAUCCUUUCCGUCCCGAAACGCUUAAGCAUAUCGAAGAGAAGAUAUUACGGAUAGAGCGCAUGUAUUCUGAUGUGGCAACUCAAGGAGAUGUCGACAUGGCAAAGAAGGAAUUGCGAUCACAUCUUCGGGAACAUGUUGUUUGGGAGAGAAACACAGUCUGGAGGGAAAUGAUUGGCAUUGAGAGGAAAGCUCAAGCUGCGAAUAUGGGUAUCAGAAGGACUUUGCUGGGCGUGGAUAAUGAUCCAUCUAAGCUCCGAUUGCAAGGUGAUGAUGCCGACAUCGCUGACAUGAAGGAAUUAUCAACACCGGUUGGGAGAGUAAAAUGUCCAAGAUGGCUAUUUAGUUCAACGAUGUUCACACUGGUUGGAAUCAUUACCAUCUUCAUUUUACUAUUGCUUAUCCCGAUCAUGAAGAAGCCAGAACAACAAAAUUGUUUAGCAAUGCUGGUCUUUGUCAGUUUGUUGUGGGCUACCGAGGUCAUACCUCUCUUCGUGACAUCCCUAAUGAUUCCAUUCCUCUGCGUGAUUCUAGGCGUGGUUCGCUCUGAUGAAAAGCCUCACCAUCGACUUGAAGCUCCAGCUGCGGCCAAAUAUAUAUUCUCCGCAAUGUGGACUCCAGUCAUCAUGUUAUUACUUGGUGGAUUUACAGUAGCUGCAGCGCUUUCCAAAUAUGAUAUUGCUAAGAGGAUAGCGACCUUUGUCCUAAGCAAAGCUGGAACGAGGCCAAGAACAGUUCUUAUCACCAACAUGUUCGUAGCAGCUUUUGCAAGUAUGUGGAUCAGUAAUGUUGCAGCACCUGUCUUGUGUUUCUCAAUCAUCCAGCCCAUGCUUCGAAACCUUCCUUCUGAAUCUCAAAUGUCGAAAGCUGUUAUUCUUGGCAUUGCACUUUCAUCCAACAUUGGUGGAAUGCUCUCCCCAAUUGCAUCGCCACAGAAUAUUGUCGCUCUUCAAAUCAUGUCUCCACAACCAGACUGGGGGACCUGGUUCUUCAUCGUCCUGCCAGUCGGUAUAAUUUCCAUCGUCCUCAUUUGGAUUCUCUUACUUCUUACCUUUAAGCCUGGCCGUGGAACUACAAUCGUUCCUAUUCGCCCGGUUAAGGAUGCAUUCACUGGAGUUCAGUGGUUUAUUACCCUUGUUACUCUUGGCACCAUUGUUCUCUGGUGUGUAAGUCAUCAGCUUGAAGCAAUCUUUGGUGAUAUGGGAGUUGUCGCAAUUAUCCCAAUUAUUCUAUUCUUUGGUACGGGCAUCUUAACGAAGGAGGAUUUCAACAAUUUCUUAUGGACAAUUAUAAUUCUCGCCGCUGGAGGACUUUCUUUAGGUAAAGCCGUCAACUCGUCAGGAUUGUUGCAUACCAUUGCCACUGAAAUCACUGCGAGCGUUGAGGGUUUGAGUCUUUACAGCGUACUUGUCGUAUUCUCAUGUCUCGUGUUGGUCGUCGCGACAUUCAUCAGUCACACUGUCGCAGCUCUCAUUAUUCUUCCAUUAGUUCAUAGUGUCGGAGCAAGUAUGGAUGAGCCACAUCCUAACCUUUUGGUUAUGGGAGCUACCUUGAUGUGCAGUGCCGCUAUGGGAUUGCCUACAAGUGGCUUCCCUAAUAUGACUGCAAUUAUGAUGGAGGAUUCACAAACAGGACAAAGAUACUUACAAGUGAAACAUUUCAUCACUCGUGGCGUACCAGCAAGUAUCCUUACAUGGCUAGUGGUCAUCUCGGUUGGUUAUGGAUUGAUGAGAGUGGUUGGGAUGUAA
Botrytis byssoidea is the source of this 2844-nucleotide messenger RNA. RefSeq lists its product as uncharacterized. Gene Ontology annotation, biological process: monoatomic anion transmembrane transport; phosphate ion transport; polyphosphate metabolic process. The transcript has 6 exons. Gene Ontology annotation, molecular function: phosphate transmembrane transporter activity. The record is from RefSeq and is a predicted model, not a curated record. Lineage: Eukaryota; Fungi; Ascomycota; Leotiomycetes; Helotiales; Sclerotiniaceae. Gene Ontology annotation, cellular component: membrane. Bases 1 to 2844 code for a protein of 947 amino acids.